Messenger RNA from Vitis riparia (riverbank grape), 1853 nucleotides. Its product is annotated as calcium uptake protein, mitochondrial-like. Gene Ontology annotation, biological process: calcium import into the mitochondrion; mitochondrial calcium ion homeostasis. NCBI's taxonomy places the organism in Eukaryota, Viridiplantae, Streptophyta, Magnoliopsida, Vitales, Vitaceae. The record is from RefSeq and is a predicted model, not a curated record. Gene Ontology annotation, cellular component: uniplex complex. Gene Ontology annotation, molecular function: calcium ion binding.
UUCGCCUCUCUCAAUUCCCACAAAUCUCCAUUUGAUCCUCCUGCCACUGCGUCUCUCGCUCUGUACAAAACCUAACCUUAAUAUGCCUUCUUUAACACCUCUGAAACGAUCUCCAUUGUCGAUCCAUCGGCUUCAUGUUCGCCUAUUCUCCCAACCAGUCGACUCGCCACCUUCCUCAUUGACCCUAUUCGAAAUCUCUCACUCCAAUCAUCCCAAAAACCCUAAUUUAACAUAUUUUCUGAAAUGGGUUUCGGGGAUCACCUUUGUUGGUUCAGGCCUAGGCUACUUGUACUACUCUGAUUCUGCUUUUGAUUCUUUAAAGAAUUCGUUUUCAUCCUUUGCCGAAUGGUCAAAGGCAACUAAAGAAUCAAUGACUGGGAAGAAUCCCAAGUUUCUAUUUGGAGAAGCAUACAGGAGAAAGAUUUUUUUCAACUAUGAGAAACGCAUUAGGAUGCGAAGCCCUCCUGAAAAGGUUUUUGAGUACUUUGCAUCGUUCAGAACCCCUGAAGGAGAAAUACUAAUGAGACCAGCAGAUUUCAUGCGGGCAGUUGUUCCUGUGUUCCCUCCAUCUGAAUCACACCUUGUUAGGGAUGGGUAUUUGAGGGGGGAAAGGAGUCCUGGAGAGUUACGUUGUGAUCCGUCAGUUUUUAUGUUUUUUGAUAUGAACAAUGAUGGACUUAUAUCUUUCAAAGAGUAUAUCUUUUGUGUUACCCUACUGAGCAUCCCAGAGACAAGCUUUUUAGUGGCAUUCAAAAUGUUUGACAUUAACAAUAACGGGGAGAUUGAUAAGGAGGAAUUCAAGAAAGUUAUGGCUUUGAUGCGAGCUCAUAACAGACAAGGAUCUCUCCACAGGGAUGGACUUCGAUUUGGAUUCAGAACUGUUGGUUCUGUGGAAAAUGGAGGCCUGCUGGAGCACUUCUUUGGUAAAGAUGGAAAGGCAAAACUCCAACAUGAGAAAUUUUUCCAGUUUAUGAGAGAUCUGCAUGAUGAAGUGCUGAAGUUGGAGUUUGCCCAUUAUGAUUACAAAUUACGAGGAUCCAUUUCAGCUAAGGAUUUUGCCUUAUCCAUGGUAGCUUCUGCCGACUUGAGUAAUUUAAACAGGUUGCUUGAUCGGGUUGAUGGAUUAAACAAGCAGUCUUCUCUAAGUGACAUUCGUAUUACCUUUGAGGAAUUUAAGAGUUUUGCAGAGCUACGUAGAAGUUUGAGACCAUUUGCAUUGGCUCUUUCUAGUUAUGGGAAAGUAAAUGGACUAUUGACAAAGACGGAUUUCCAACAUGCAGCAUCCAAUGUAUGUGGCAUUUCUCUCAGCAAGAGUGUGGUUGAAAUCAUUUUCCAUGUGUUUGACAUGAACGAUGAUGGAAAUUUAAGCUCAGAGGAGCUUGUGAGAGUUUUACAGAAACGGGAAAGGGACAUUGCUCAACCGAUGGAGUCAGGAAUCAUGGGAUUUUUUUCCUGCUGUUGUAAUCAUUCAAAUUACGGCUCUAUUUCAGGACUUCUUUCUUGAUUAUUUCGUUGGUGCAUAGAUUUUGAUUUUUUCACAAUGUUGCUUCUGAUAACUCGGGGAAUGAGAUCCGGUUGUAAAACUGAGGCUUGCACCAUGACUGGCGAUCUACAGUUCAAGAAUUAGGAAAUGGAGUGAUUAACUAGCAGGCUAAUCUUAUGAAUUUGCUGCCAGCUUGUAUUAUGGUGCUGCUUAAAGGCAUUCUGUACAUCUACAGUGCAGAUAAUUCCUUUAUUGGCUUUUUCCUGUUAACCCAUGUGUGGAUUUUUUGAAGCAACCUUUUUGCUGCUAAACUGAAAAGUUGUACAGUUAUUCAAUACAAAUAGAUUUGUACAUACUCUGUUUCUUUGAA